This is a messenger RNA of Hordeum vulgare subsp. vulgare (domesticated barley), 1036 nucleotides long. RefSeq lists its product as uncharacterized. NCBI's taxonomy places the organism in Eukaryota, Viridiplantae, Streptophyta, Magnoliopsida, Poales, Poaceae. The transcript has a single exon. The record is from RefSeq and is a predicted model, not a curated record. The coding region runs from base 76 to 609 and encodes 177 amino acids.
CUCCUCACCAGCAAACCUGGCAAAUAAUAGCCGGCAACACAACACCCAAACAGCCAGGAAAAUCCACACGCCAUCAUGGCCACCACGCGACUCCGCCUCCUAUUCCUAUUCACGCUGCUCGCCGGCACCGCCGUCUUCUCCGUCUCCGCUGCCUGCGACGUCCCUGCCGAGCCGGCCGUCGCCGGUGCAGUCGGCGCGGAGCCGAGCGCGUACGAGAUGCUGGAGAAAUUUGGGUUCCCAAAGGGCAUCCUGCCGGUGGGCGUCACCGGCUACACGCUCCGGCGGUCGGACGGCGCGUUCCAGGUGUUCAUGGACAAGGAUUGCGAGUUCGAGGUGGACGGCGGGUACAAGCUCACCUACCAGCGGACGAUCUCCGGCAGGGUGGCUGGCGGCAGCUUACGGGACCUCCGGGGCGUCUCGGUGAGGAUCUUGUUCGUCAACUGGGGCAUCGACCAGGUGCUCAUGGCCGACGCCGACCACCUCAUGUUCUACGUCGGCCCGCUCUCCCAGGCCUUCACGUCGGACAACUUCGAGGAGUCCCCGCGGUGCAGCUGCCGCCGCCAUGGCGUUGCGGACGUUGGAGAGGUCGUGGGCGUGGCGGCGAUGUAGGAUCGGGCAGUUGGUUACGUGAUUGCAUAUACGUGUACACAACAAACUACUGGUUUUUUUUUGAACACAACUACUACUGGUUAAUUUGGUUUCCGGGAUUGGUGCGUGAAAUUCUUGCACGUGAUGCUGUGAAUUUUUUGAUGCAAGUCGAUGCAUGCACGAUUGGUGUGCGUGCAACGCGCUGCACACCGAGGAAAAGGACCCCAUCAAAUGGGGUGUCGAUUUUAUUUGCCAUAUUUAUGAUUCUUCUUCUUAGUGCGUGCAAUUGUUAUAUUUUGCCUUCAAUGUUUUAUGUGGAUUUGAAGACGAUUUACCGUCUCUGGUCAGGUGAUGAUCAUGUACAUUAGUGGUGGUGUCGAGCUUGUCAGGCAUGUUUGCAAACAAACAAAAAAAAAAGAAUAAGGCUAGCAGAUGCGAGUUUGUACCA